AUGGAUGAAAUAUUGUUAGUAUUUGGAGUAAUACAAGCUGAACCUUUAAUUUUAUUGUCUAUGAAUAAUUUAACUACUACCGGAAUUCCUAUUUGGAACAGUUUUAUGUGUUCCCAAAAUCUUACUGGAAUUACAGUAGAAACACUUAAACGGGGAAUAAAUAUAGGGAACGGUACCGAAACAACUGAUAAAGUUACUCUGCUUUCCGACUUAUAUAUAAGUACAACUAAUACUAAUUCAUUAACUACGGGAGAUUGGACUUUGACCACAGGAACUUGGCCAUGUUAUGUUUUUAAUAAUUUUAAUAGAGAUUAUAAAUUCAUAUCAGGAAUCGUAGAUCAACUUAUUAUAACUGCAUAUGUUAACGGAAAUCAAUCACGAGAUACAGGCAUCAUAUUUGGGAUAUUUGAUGAUAUCAGACCAAUUAAUGUGGUAGAACCAUUUACUGCUGAAAUCCCUUCAAUAAACACUUAUACUUUUACUUUAACAGAAAGAGUUGAUGUAAAUAACAAGGAAUAUUCGUAUUUUACUGUUAAUAAACAAAAUUAUCAUCCUAUUACUUUUCAAAAUAAUUCUGUUGCUGCAAGAUUUCUUUAUUCACCUGAUACAUAUUUGGCCGUAAAAUACGUAGAAAAACCACAAUACACAAUUUAUGAUAUAAUUAGUGCAACUGGUGGUAAUCUUACCUAUGCUAUAGCAUUAUGGAUAAUAUUAUUUGGUCGAGGAAAAUAUAAAUCUUGGGGAUUAGUUCAACGAUUUAUUUUGCGUAAUUCACCUGAUAAUGAAGGGCUUGAUUUGGAAAGUCAAAUUGAGCUUUCUGCAUUUUCAUUGCGUCGUCCUGUACCAUCUCAUCAACCUCAACUUCAACAACAACAACAUUCACAUCAUUUAGAACCAGAUUCUGCAACUUCUACAUUUUAUCGCAAAAGUGCUACACCAAUAACAUUUGAAAAUAUUGAUAGUAUGGGAGAGCUUACCGAUAAAGAAAUUACUAAGAAAAUUAAUAAAAUAGUUGAUGAAAAACUUUGGUUCUUAGAACAAACUAUAAGUAGACAUUAUCUUUCUGGAUUCAGAUUACGUAGAUUUGAUUCAGAUCUUAGAAAACUGAAACAUAAAAAUGGUUUUUGUGAUGAUGAUGUAAAGAGGAAUAUAAAAAAUGAUAAUUUGAAAAAUAAUUCAGAAGACGAAAAUAAACAUCAGCAUAAUUAUGAUGAUGAAAUAAAACCAUCAAAGAGAAGGUUAUCAUUAUAA
This is a messenger RNA of Diversispora eburnea, 1251 nucleotides long. Lineage: Eukaryota; Fungi; Glomeromycota; Glomeromycetes; Diversisporales; Diversisporaceae. The record is from the annotation of a GenBank genome assembly.